AUGGGUCGUCAACGUGAGAAGCUCGGCUGCCAUGUGAACUUCCCCCUCAUUCUUGAUAUGUCAGAAUGGAUGGUUGACUCUGGGAUUGCUUCGAGACCUGACCUCUUAUCAAACUGCUCUAGCCAACCAACUUCUCCUUUAUCCCACAGCAUGCACUGCCCUCAGCCAAAUUCAAUUAUUCCUCUUCCGGUCUCUCCAAACUCCAACACACUACAGCCGGUUAGGCCCAUCACUGACCAGAUCUUCAGUCGAUCAAACCAGCAGUCAAGUCCGGAAAGUUUGCUUAGCUACUCAUCCCACUUUGGAACAGCAGGUUCCACUGGUUUGAUUCCCUGUCGCCCGCGGCGAGCCUCCAUCACUGUCAAUCCCGUUGUGACUUCCACCACUCCUUCGUCCUUUUCUUCAACAAAACGAGCCCACCUUGAUCCAGUCAUCCCUAGUUCUUCCUUUCCACUUCCCUCUUCCACCUCUCCUGGCCUCUUCUUAAGCUCUGAUCUUCCACUUCAGACAACCUCUCACCUUACUCCGUAUGUCCCCGUUGAUCAUCCUCUGAAUGGAUCUUCUUCAAGUCUCGCCCAUUCCGAACUUGGAAUUCGAAUGGUUGGUGUUGCUUCAAGCUCGGCUCAGGUACUUGAGAUGCCAAUUGACUCCCACCUACAACCGUUUUCUUCUUCAACUCAAACUUCAGGCCACAAAGUUAAAAGCCUCUCAAAUGGGUCAAGCCAGUGCAGUGGAGAAAAACAAGACAUAGACGAACAGGCCUUUGAUGUACGGAAGGUCGAUGGUGAUGAAGGGGAAGGAGAAGAGCAGAAACCGAUGGAGACUAAGGCCGUUGUCGAAGGGCCACAUAGGCGGCUCUAUCAAUUAACUGGCGUGAUUGUGCACCACGGUCGAGGAUUCCAAUCGGGACAUUAUACAGCAUACUGCUUGAAUGAUGAGCCCGGUUCGUUCGUGUUUAAAGUUUUUAGCCAAUUAAGCUAUUUUUUUGUCAUAAAAGAUGUGCCAUCCAAAUGUCACAUACAUUAUCCAGGAUAA
Messenger RNA from Protopolystoma xenopodis, 1035 nucleotides. The record is from the annotation of a GenBank genome assembly. NCBI's taxonomy places the organism in Eukaryota, Metazoa, Platyhelminthes, Monogenea, Polystomatidea, Polystomatidae.